Danio rerio (zebrafish) is the source of this 1809-nucleotide messenger RNA. NCBI's taxonomy places the organism in Eukaryota, Metazoa, Chordata, Actinopteri, Cypriniformes, Danionidae. The record is from RefSeq and is a predicted model, not a curated record.
AUACUUGCCGACUAACGUUAUAGUGUGUGUGUGUGUGUGUGUGAUCUGCAGUGUACUAGAACAUGCUGUAAUCUAGCUAGUUGUCUUGGUAACGGAGCUCAGGGUCCCGUCAAGUCUGAUCAGCGAGGAACUGAAACUGAAGAAGUCCGCUCUGAUAGUCCUACGGCUGUUGUGACGACAAGUCCUGAACAGUACAUCAAACACCCUUUGCAAAACAGAUGGGCCCUCUGGUAUUUCAAAAAUGACAAGAGCAAAAGUUGGACAGAAAACCUGCGUCUCAUCUCCAAGUUUGACACAGUGGAAGAUUUCUGGGCAUUAUACAAUCACAUACAACAGCCCAGUAAGCUUGGAUUUGGCUGUGAUUACUGCUUAUUUAAGGAUGGUAUUAAACCCAUGUGGGAGGAUGAUAGGAAUAAACUGGGUGGACGGUGGUUAAUGACCCUCAGCAAACAGCAACGGCACAACGACCUUGACCGCUACUGGAUGGAGACCCUGUUGUGUUUAAUCGGAGAGUCCUUUGACGAGGCCAGUGAAGAUGUGUGUGGUGCUGUUGUCAAUGUCAGGCCAAAAGGGGAUAAAAUAGCCAUUUGGACAGGCAACUGCCAAAACAGGGACGCAAUCAUGACGAUAGGGCAACAAUACAAAGAGCGUUUGAGUCUCCCAAGCAAAACCCUCAUCGGAUACCAGUCACAUGACGACACCUCUAGCAAAAGCGGCUCUACAACAAAGAAUAUGUACUCUGUUUGAAGAAAACUAAUCUCAACUCAUUGUAGGUUUAUACAAUUUCAAAUUUGCAUCACAUUAAUACUUUUCAGUUGUCAACUACUGUAGUGUCCUUCCUUUUUAAGAAAAGAAAAUAAAAAAAAAGUCAAAUGUAAAUGUAGUGCUCUCCAGCCUGAAUCGAUCAGCAGCGUCACCGUGUGGAUCAGGCACCGUCUGCUUGUUUUAGACCUGAGAGAGGAGCGCCAGUUGAGCUAGACGUUACUGAUAUCAUUUUAGCCAUUCGGGAGAGUUUAAAAGGACUAAUCCAGACUUACCUAGAUGAAGAGGUUCUAAAGCUUAGACACGAGAGACCAACCGCUCUUCGCUUUAACCUUUCACUUUCUCUCACGCAUCAUCAGUUGUUUCUCACAGUCAGACGAACAAAUAAACCCACCACUUUAUCCACACGGACGUUUUAAGGGCCCAAACUGUUUUAACAUGCUUUGGUUGGAGGUGUUUGGCAUGAGACGAGUGUGCAGAGGCACCUGCAGACUGACUAUCUUAAAGGUUUGUAAAGGAUUACUUUCGGUCGCGCUCCAUGUUUUGAAUUUGGAGGAGUGGUCGUUUAUUGUUUCAGCUAUGCUGGAAUUGUGGCAUCUUGCUUGUAGACCUAUUAUCUAACAGUUGUGUUUCUCCUUCAUCCCCUUCAUCUAUUUAUGAUGUAUGCAUUGCAGUUCAACUAUGUAUAGUGAGAGGAAGACCAUGGAAAUCAAGCUUUCUUUCAGUUCUUUUUUUUUUUUUGAGGUUCUUAGCGAUGUUGGACUACUGCUUGCUGUUUCUCUUUUUUGUUUGUUAGUUUGAGCUUCUUUUUUUUUUUUACAGUGUAUUCAGUGAAUGCCUGGACAUACAUGCUUAUUAGGUUUGCUUUCACCUUCCCCUCAUUGAUACUGUAGACAUUUUCUAGUUUGCCCCCACUCUUUGGAUCAUUGAAAGAAGAGAGGAUUCAUUCAUUGUGAAUUUAUUUUGCUCAUAAUGUAUCUUUAUUAUCUGUAAUUCCAGGAUGUAUAUUACCUUCUUUCAAAGUAAAGGUUAUGUGCUUUGCAUUAA